This is a messenger RNA of Drosophila bipectinata, 1190 nucleotides long. It is a transcript of the gene Tsp42A, whose product is annotated as Tetraspanin 42A. The record is from RefSeq and is a predicted model, not a curated record. Gene Ontology annotation, cellular component: membrane. Lineage: Eukaryota; Metazoa; Arthropoda; Insecta; Diptera; Drosophilidae.
ACGAAAGAUCUCGGAGUCGUUUGACUUCAAAGCAAGCAAUCUGGGAAUCUAAUUUUUCACAGCUCCCUUUAGCAAGAUGCCACGGCGGUGUGGCUGGUGCCGCGUGUCGCGCGACUGCGUCCUGCACAUCAAUGUGGUGUUAAUUGUGAUAGGGCUGAUUUUUAUGUUAGACGUGUUUAGCCACCUUUAUCUGCGGUCGACCAUGUUCCCCGACAUUCGUCUAUACCCGGUGGUGAUACGGGGUUGGCUGUUCUGGAUUCGUGGAUUGACGAUGCUCUCCUACAUAUCGGAAGCUAUCCUGGGCAUUUGUAUGGCCAAGCAACCUAGCCUUAUUAAGUACGGAAGCUACAUACUGGUUGGUCUCGUAGUGCUCCUUUACACUGUAAGCAUUGCGGUGACCCGCUUCAUGUACCGCGACAGAUUCGAAUACUUCGCCCAUUUGCUCGUCUACCAAAUGUGGCUGAAGAGAACCCUAGGAAAGAUUGAGGCCGAAUUCAGUUGCUGUGGCAUGGUGGGAGUAAUCGACUACCAGACACCGUCUGCAAAUCGCACUUGGGACAGUGGCUCUUGUUGCAGCGAGCCGAAUUGCCCCGGUUGCAAUCCCAAGGUUGAGGAGUACCUAUGGACUAUUGAGAUGGAUGUGGCACGCGACAACAUAAUCGUGUCAGUAUUUUUGGCGUUGGGCAUGAUCGUCAUGCUAAUGCAUUUUCAUGAUGUCAAUUUUCACGAGGACCCAUUCGAGGAUGAUUCCGUGGAUACUACUGAAGCUACUGAGGAGGAAAAGAAUAUUUUGUUUGGAGAGGAGCCCUCACAGCCUUCGGACCGUAACAGUGAUUAUUGGAGAAAGUAAUGACUCUUGCCUGUUCUGGUCAAUUGAACUUUAAUUCAUUAUGGACCCCAUUCCCCUAUUUCCAACUCUUGUUUAUUCUUUUAUAUGUGGGGUUGUCGGCUAACUUGUUGUGGCCCAUUAAUUAGGAUGCUAGAACGACCCCGGAAUCCUCCAUCCUCUAUGCAUUGGCUACACUUAUUUUCGUACUUAAGAAAAUGCCAUUAAAUAAUAUAUAAUGACUUCGAUUUCAGUCUUAAAAGGAACAAUUAAAUAUGCUUUUAUAGCUUUAGCUGCAUUUAUAUGACUCACUCCUAAGCCUAAAAAAAACUCUUCAUUAAAUACCAUUAAAAUUUUCCCACAA